Messenger RNA from Kwoniella botswanensis, 1335 nucleotides. RefSeq lists its product as uncharacterized. Gene Ontology annotation, molecular function: protein-arginine omega-N symmetric methyltransferase activity. Gene Ontology annotation, cellular component: mitochondrion. NCBI's taxonomy places the organism in Eukaryota, Fungi, Basidiomycota, Tremellomycetes, Tremellales, Cryptococcaceae. The coding region runs from base 1 to 1335 and encodes 444 amino acids. The record is from RefSeq and is a predicted model, not a curated record. Gene Ontology annotation, biological process: mitochondrial respiratory chain complex I assembly. The transcript is spliced from 8 exons.
AUGACUGGAAGGGCGCUAAGAACGGUAAUCAACAACCGAAUACCCCUCAACCUUCGUGGUGUCCCUGCGAUAGGCUGUCGAUAUCAGUCCACCUCCUCUCCUGCAUCUUCGAGCGUUCCACCGGUGAAGGAGAAUGAGCUGGCAAAGAUAAUACGGGACAGCAUCAAGUCGACAGGUCCGAUACCGAUCUCGAGGUAUAUGCAGUUCUGUCUCUCACACCCUACAUAUGGAUAUUAUCAGAAAGGAGAUGUAUUUGGAGAGAAAGGUGAUUUCAUAACAUCUCCAGAAAUAUCACAGAUAUUUGGUGAACUAGUAGCAAUUUGGUUUCUCACACGGUGGAUGGAAGCCGAUUCACCCUCUAGAGUGAGGAUAGUAGAACUAGGUCCGGGGAGAGGUACUUUGAUGGAUGAUAUUUUACGUACAUUAUUCAAUUUCCCUGGCAUAUCCGGAUCUAUAAAGUCUAUUCACUUGGUCGAGAACAGUGAAGCUUUGAGAAAGAUACAAGGCGAUAAAUUGUCGAAGAGAUUGGAAGGGAAAGAGGUGGAUCUGGAGUGGUAUACAGGUAUCAACGAGAUUCCAGAAACCAAUGAUACAUAUACACUGUUCGUGGCGCAUGAGUUCUUCGAUGCGAUGCCUAUAAAUACUUUCGAAAAGACAGAUAUGGGUUGGAGGGAAGUUCAAGUGGAUAAUGAUCCAGGAUAUGCACCAAAUCUACCCGCCCAAACAUCCAAAUCUGGCCUACGUCUUUCCCUUUCCUCUGCACCUACACCGCUUUCAACCGUCCUUCCAGCCACAUCACCUAGAUUCACGAAUCUGUCAACAGGAUCAAGGAUCGAAAUCGCCCAAGAUUCAUUCAAGAUCAUGCGACGGGCUGGUGAAUUGAUAAGUAAAGGUUCAGGAGGUUGUGGAGUGGUAGUUGAUUAUGGGGGAGAUAGAUCAUACGGACAGUCAUUCAGAGCAUUCAAAAAUCACAAGAUAGUAGACGUUUUCGACGAUCCAGGAAACGCAGAUUUGACUGCGAAUGUGGAUUUUGCCUAUCUGCGAGAAUCUUUAACUGGUACAGGAUCAUCUUCCCUAGGCCCAAUCUCCCAGUCAUCAUUCCUCCUCUCUCUAGGCCUCCAACCUCGUCUUCGAAAACUACUCGAUUCUGCUACAGACGAAAAGAGGAAAGAAGAUAUACGAAAAUCAGCUCAGAGAUUGAUAGAUCCACUGGGUAUGGGUGGACAGUAUCAGGUUAUGGGAAUUACGAAUGAUUCAGCGCUGAGAGUUGCUGAGGGUGGGGAGAUAUAUCCUUUUAUAAAGAAGAAAGAGGAAAGUAAGGUUUUGAAACCGUAA